Hippopotamus amphibius kiboko is the source of this 2148-nucleotide messenger RNA. RefSeq names its product RAD52 motif-containing protein 1-like. Gene Ontology annotation, cellular component: nucleolus. The record is from RefSeq and is a predicted model, not a curated record. Bases 274 to 1059 code for a protein of 261 amino acids. The transcript has 5 exons. Gene Ontology annotation, molecular function: RNA binding. Lineage: Eukaryota; Metazoa; Chordata; Mammalia; Artiodactyla; Hippopotamidae.
CGGGGUGGAGGGAGGGGUGGAGAAAGCCGGCCUUCGCCCCGGUAACUGGGAGCCCCGGGUCCUGCCUCAGCACCUCACCCGCUCUGGGCUCCGCUGAGAGGAAUCUUAGUUCUAGAGGCAACCUGAGCCGUGCACUCGUCCCCACGCAUUUUUGAGAAAUAGCUCCCAACAGGCGGCACAUUGCCUCUGAAUGCUUCUCGAAAGUUCGGAUUUCAGAGGAAAACUUGGUCAUGAAAUGAGAAGGGUUUGGAGUUGCAGGUCACCACAGUCGCGAUGGCGAAGGGCUGGGGGAGUAUAAGGGAAUGGGCAGUUUGGUUUGCUGGGUGGGAAAUUUCCUGCACUUACUUAGCGUGGGACCCCCUACAGCAUUCCCUGUUCACAGUCUUCUCCCAGUUUGGCCUCCUGUAUUCGGUCCGAGUCUUCCCAAAUGCUGCAGUGGCCGGUCCUGGGUUCUGUGCCAUCAUCCAGUUUUAUUCGGCAAGGGAUGCCCACAGAGACCAAAAGGUAUGCGACCAGAAGCAGCUUUUCCAGGCGUCUCCAGUGAAGGUUCAUCUCGGCACCAGACAUAAGGCGGUUCAACACAAUGCCCUUGCCCUGAACAGCUCUAGAUGCCAAGAAUUGGCAAAUUACUACUUUGGUUUCAGUGGGUGGUCAAAGAGGAUCAUCAAGGAUCUUUCUAACCUUGAAGAAAGGGAAAAUGAAAAUCCUGUGGCACCACUUCAGAAGCAAAGCCUGAAGUUCUUCUGUGCUUUAGAGGUGGUGUUGCCAAACUACGAGUGCAGGAGUCUUGGAGUUGGCAUGGCCGAGGAACCUUUGGAUAAGUUGGAGGAAGGGCCAUUAUCAUUGCUUAUGAAAAGGAAGGUGACCCAGAAGCUUGUUGUUCAGAAGGCAAUGACAGAUGCAUUCCAGAAACUGCUGAUUGUGGUUUUAGAAAGUGGUAAAAUAGCUGUGGCAUAUACACCCUGUGACGAGAACACAGAUAGAAGAACUGAAGAGGAACUACAAGAUUUAAUUCAUGUAUGUGAAGAUAAAAACUCAAGGGGUAGACAGCCAGUGUAGCCAUAAUUCAAAACAGCCAGCAGGAUUUGGAAGACUUUGGCAUGUCUACUCAGCUCUAUCAUCCUUAGGAACAUGUGAAACUCUGAAAGUGCUUUUGAGGCAGGGAGUUUCUAGGACUUUUCUUGAAGUCCUGAGCCUUGUCUCUGAUGACUUAUUUGAAAUUUGGCGAGCAGGAUUGAGGGCCAUCAGUGUACUUCUACAGUUGUGGACACAGGAGAAGACACAGGCCUUUUAGAACUCCCCUCAAACAGAAUUGCAGGGAUUUUGGAAUAAAGGAACUGUGGCCUUAAGUAACUACGCUACAGUGUUUUGAAAGCGAUUACUGCCUUUCAAGUAAGGUGUGUGACCCAGAUCUUAGUAUCUCAUACAUAUCUUGUGUGAAAUUUUUUGCAGAAGAACCUUUCUUAAACCAAUUAUAUGGAUACCUAGAAUUAGGGUUUAAGUUGUCAAUGUAGUUUGUAAAAGAAAACAUUAUUGUACUUCAUGUAGGAUUUUUAUAAAAAAGGAGCAAAAAAAAGUGUUUCAUGCCCUUGAGAACUUAAUCGGGGCUAGAUUUCUGAUUAUUAAAGUCACCCCAAUGUUGCAAAGUUUCUUUUGAAGGGAAGAGAGUAGAGAAAGAAAAGGUGGUUAUAUUCUGAAAGACGUAAAAAUUUUGAAAGUUUUUCCUGUGCAAGAUAAUUAUUUUCAUGUAUGGAAGGCAUACCUUUGGACUGAGACACUGUGAGUAUAUUCCCUCCAGAUAUGAAUGCAAAGAGCUAACUGCAUUGUAAGAUCCUUCUCGGUCCAAAAUUUUGAGGUCAAUAGCUGUGAGAAAAGGUAUUCCCCCUCUAUCUCCAAAGCAACCUACUGAUUGAAAUUCUUUUUUUGUUUUAAAAGUUAAAUGUGGCAGGCCUUUUUUAAAAUCAGGAAGAGCCAAUUUAAAGUCCUUUCCAUUAUGCAAGUAGUACAUGAUUAUAUUCUCAAUAUGUAAAAAUGAAAUAACAGGUAUAGUGAAAACCUUCCUUGUGCCCUCAUCCCCCACCUAAUCCCCUACUUUGAGUUUAGUAUGUAUCCUUCCAGACUCUUCCAUACAUUUGAGUACAUACAUAU